AAAAAAAUGUAAUAUACAAAACUCAAAUCGUUGACCAGUCUUAUUCACAAAGCCGACUAUCUGUAAUCCACGUAUCCAAACAAACCCCAAACAAACCGACUACUACUGUUUAUUUAAAUAUAUAGAUUAUAGAUACAGAUCAAUCGUCUCUAUAAUUCAUCUUCUCGAAUCGACAAAUUGGAAGAAUUCCACCAAAUCAACAAUUCGAUUUGACUGCCAUUUUCUCAACAGUAAGCACCGAUCAAUUCUGGAAGUAGCAAAAAAUAAAAAAAAGGGGGGGAAUUUUGAGGAUUAGGGUUUGGUAAAAAAUGGCGCAGCCGAGUAAAGAACCAUGUAAGAAACAAGCUUGCGAUAUUCAGUCCUGCCUCUCCAAGAACAAUUUCCUUCCCCAAAAGUGCAUCAAAGUCAUUCAGUUGCUACAGUUUUGCUGUGAACAGUGUGAAUAUAAGUCGACACAUUGCGGUUCGGUUUCCGGUCUUCUCAAACAGAUAAACAAGUAAAACCAGACAAGUUAUUGUUCUUCAAUUUUGUCAAAAAUGUGUAGCCAAACGGGCCUUAAUGAUUCAGUGUACAAAUCGAGAAAAUGUUAUGAAUUUUUUUAAUCGACACAAUGUGGAAUUCAUGUAUGUAUAUUUCGAUGAAGAUAAGAAGAUUAGUACACAAAAAUAAUAAUCCCAGGUGGAAAAAAAUCUACUUCUCUGUUGAUACCAUCUUUGUAUUACAUAAGGGGUAAAAAGGGAAAAUCC
This is a messenger RNA of Erythranthe guttata (spotted monkey flower), 746 nucleotides long. Its product is annotated as Cox19 family protein (CHCH motif). The record is from RefSeq and is a predicted model, not a curated record. Lineage: Eukaryota; Viridiplantae; Streptophyta; Magnoliopsida; Lamiales; Phrymaceae.